Messenger RNA from Aureobasidium subglaciale EXF-2481, 390 nucleotides. RefSeq lists its product as uncharacterized. Lineage: Eukaryota; Fungi; Ascomycota; Dothideomycetes; Dothideales; Saccotheciaceae. The transcript has a single exon. The record is from RefSeq and is a predicted model, not a curated record. Bases 94 to 375 code for a protein of 93 amino acids.
AUGGCGCAGUAACCUACCUCCCAGGAGAACAGUACUUCCAGAGUCGAGCUUCAAGAGCUGCGCUUGGCUGCUCAGAACAAAGCAGUCGCUUUCAUGAGCGACCGUGUGCAGUACUGGAAGGCCAAGCUCGCCGAACAGAAAGAUAUCUCAUCGACCGACGAGCCUGGGGAGGAGCUUCUCGCCGAGGUCAUAGACUUCAACUCCAGCAUGCUCAGUCGUGAGGACUACGAUCAAAUGAUCGCCGAUCGCGCCGCCGAUAAAAACAUCGUCCUCAGCAAGCACGAGAAUGAGGAAGUGUCCGAGUCAGAGAAGAAAGCAGCCAUCACUGCCCUCAUCUACGGCAUCAAUGUCCUCAAAGCCGCAUCGUCUUCAUAACGCCACCAGAUGGUG